UGGCUAUAAAACUAGCGGGCGGGCUGCUAGCUCCACGGGACUUCCAGACGACAAUCUGCCGCUUCGUUUUCUGCCUCGGACGUCCGCUCUCACUUCGGCUCAGCAUGGACCCCAACUGCUCCUGCACCACUGGCGGCUCCUGCGCCUGCGCGGGCUCCUGCACGUGCAAAGCAUGCAAAUGCUCCUCCUGCAAGAAAAGCUGCUGCUCCUGCUGCCCCGUGGGCUGUGCCAAGUGCGCCCAGGGCUGCAUCUGCAAAGGGGCGUCGGACAAGUGCAGCUGCUGUGCCUGAUGCAAGGAGACCCUGAUCCCACGUGUACAUAGAGUGGCUGUGUAAAAACAUGCAUUUUUUUCAUAUACCCUGACCCAUGCUGUAUCUUUUUCUAUGAAAUUUGUGAAUGAAAAUAAACACAUCCAGACUCUUU
Messenger RNA from Chinchilla lanigera (long-tailed chinchilla), 423 nucleotides. Its product is annotated as metallothionein-1E. Bases 105 to 290 code for a protein of 61 amino acids. The record is from RefSeq and is a predicted model, not a curated record. The transcript has 3 exons. NCBI's taxonomy places the organism in Eukaryota, Metazoa, Chordata, Mammalia, Rodentia, Chinchillidae. Gene Ontology annotation, molecular function: metal ion binding.